This is a messenger RNA of Cryptotermes secundus, 3736 nucleotides long. Its product is annotated as protein ENL. The coding region runs from base 119 to 1063 and encodes 314 amino acids. Lineage: Eukaryota; Metazoa; Arthropoda; Insecta; Blattodea; Kalotermitidae. The transcript has 6 exons. The record is from RefSeq and is a predicted model, not a curated record.
GUGACCCACGCUAACCGCCAUCUUUGUGUGCUGUAUAAACACUCUAACCGGGAUAGUGACGAUUUCAAGAUUUGUUGGAGUUUUUUUAGUGUUUAUAAGUGAUUAAGUGAAUCAGAAAAUGUCUGGAGAGAAAGUGGACGUCAAGAAAGAAAAUGCAGUUGAUGUUUCAAAUAGGGAAUCAGAAGACGAUGCUCCACAAGGUCGCAAUCGAAGAAGUGGUGGGAAAAGAGUGUCUACAAUUACUAGAACUACCCAGGAAGGAGAAGCUCUUUUGAAGGGUUUGGGGCAUGAGGAGAGUGGGAGUGUGGAAGUAGAGAACAGGCGACGCACCAGAUCUUCCACCAGAGGUGUCCCACCCACUCCACCUCCUCCAGUCAAGAGAGAAAAGAAAACACCACCUUCUGGAGGAAGGGGUUCACGACGUGGCAGGCCUAAGAGAGAGGAGAACCAGGAGGAGAAGCCGAAGGAGGAUGGCAGUGAACAGGAGACCACUAAUGAUGCGGCCAAUGAUAAGAGCGGUGGGAAGCCCGGUGCUGAGGAGAUGGAAGAGAAGGACAAGAAUACUGAAGGAGGUGAUCUGGAGAAGAAGAUGGAAGUUGAUGAGGAUAAAGCGACCCCUGCAGCAGCAGAUCAGGACUCAAGCAGUAGUCAGACACAGAAGUCAGAAUCAGCUUCUGACGGACCGGAAGGUGCGGUGCCAGUAACUGAAAAUGCUGAAAAUGCAGAGGCCAAAACUCCGGACGGGAACCACGAAGAAGCUGACAAACACCCGUCUCCAGCGAAGGAGACUGCUGAUGCCAGUGAGAGACCAGGAUCCGUGGCUGAAAACGAAGUGAAUGAAGACAAGGCCCCUAGCAGUGAGGACAAGCCUGCCCCGGUCCCAACAAUACCGGCACCAGCAACAACAGCAGUAGUCACGCCUACAGCAGAUGGGAGCAGUGGUGACCCCAAAAAGCCCGCCAUCAGUGUCAUACCCCCCACCAUUGAAAACAACAAGGUUACUGUGCCCACAACAACAGUGACGGGAUUGACAGAAGAAGGGAAACCGGCAGCAGCAGAGUAACAGUCGUCUCUGGGCUUCGUGUACCUGAUUUUUAUAUGAUGUAAGUAUGCAGUUCCGCGGGCUCCACAUUCUGUCUGUCAAAGUUCAGCAUGAGUAACAGCCGUUGUUUCUCUUGCAGAUCCCUUUUGACGUUGAGGCGUCAUAUUUUAAAUACAGUUUAGAACAAGUUGUACAGAAGAUGAGUGAGAGAACGAGCGAGAGGGACUAGAACAUUUGCCCUGUAAAAAAACCAAGAAAAUGAAUUAAAAGAUAUAAUAUAAAAAUGGGAGUCUACAAUAGUGUUACAUAUGUGUGUGUUUCAUCUUAUUCUCGACACAGUGAAAUGGUUGGUAAGUGCUGCUGGUCACCUCCACCCCACAGGAGUUCCAAAUCAUCCUGCACAACAUUUCUCAGAAACUGGUGUGAUGUGUAUGUAACAGCAUCUCUGGAGUUCAGACAUUGUGCAUUUCAUCAUUCAGCUGUUUUUCCUGUGGUUUAGUUUCUUCAUCUUCACAGUUUUAUAAGAUUGUCAGUUCUGUGUGUUACUGAAACCUGUUAGUGGAAGAUGCAUUUCGUUGUAUGUUUAAAAUGAUUUGCAUAUUAUGUCUUAAUUUGAAAGGCAGUAUUUUAGGUGGAUUUUGGAAUAUAUCUGUUGCUUCAGAAUGACCCCAACAUGGAGAAUGUAUUGAUGAGGGUCAGUUGGCAUAUUUUCGUUGGCUAACAGCUGGUUUUCUAAUGUAUGGAUGUUUGUUGCAAAAGUAUGCCUCUUUGUGUCAUACUUGUGGCUGCAUUUUGUUAGCACCAACUCAGGAAAUCUAAAAAGAAAGCAUAAACUAACUAGUACCUACCUGUUGGCAGUGGCAAGCACAAGUGUGUCACAACUCACCCUCUGCCCCGUUGUCUGAACCUUCCUGAACAAGCGCAGAUCUCCAGUGGUCUUCUUUUCAUUGUUUUUGUCUCAUCUCCUUCUGUACUUCUUCCAGUCUGUGCAAUGUAUUUGGUGUCUAACCUCAGGCACUCUGGGAAGACAGUAAAAUAGGAAUUGGGGGGGGAAGGUUUGUAUCUAAUUUUCAGAGAAACCAGUGUAUUGACAAUCUAUACAUAUUUAAAGUAUAUGAUGUUUAGAAUUAAAUGCUUUUCUUUUUCCCUCUCCAUCACAUAACAGUGCAAAGAUAGAAGUUUAUGACAGUUGAGGGGGGAGUUCUCAGUUCUAAUGUAAUUUAAGUUAAACCUGCAUGAAGAACAGAACUCUUUUUUUUUUACAGAAUGUGGGUUUAGAGUUUAUCUUUGUUUCAGUUACUAAAAUCUUAUAAGUAAUCACUCAGUUUUAGGGACUACAUUGAAUGGUAUGUUUUGCCCUUCUGUAAACAGUGUGACAAAACUUCUGUACCAUCACUAACUGUUUAAAAUUUACAUUCUUUGUCAUUGUAUUACAGUUCUUGUGGAAAUUGUUCAUACAAUUGCUAAUUUAUUUUAUCUUAAUUUAUUUUUUUGUUCCAAGAAUUUUAUAGGGUUUAAAAAACUCAGCAGCCCAUGAGUGUUGGGCCCUAAGCAUUCCUUUGCACUGUCUGUAACUUCAAGUUUGUGUCAGCUGUUGUUUGUUAACUAAGUCAGUGGGCAAUCUGGUAAACUAAACCUCUUGAGGGAGGUUUUGAAAAUGAGAUGUAUUUCAGAUUUAAAAUUCAUGCCAUAUUUUCUCGACCUUAUGAUGCACUUUGUGAUGUAAUGGAUCUUCCACCAAGAUACUGAUAAUGUUUGGAAACCUGAAAUAACAUAUUUGUUUUUGAAAGUGAAUGCAGAAAAUUUGUGCAUUGAUUUUAGCUGGUGGCAGUAAGACGCUGCAGUUUUAAAACAAAUCUUAUAUUGUGGUUUGAAACUUUCUGUUUACAGCAGAAGAUUUGACGAGACUGGUAUAUGAAUGUUUUCCUGCAUGCACCUUAAGGUUGGAAAAUAUGGUAUGCCCGUGUUUAUGUAUCAGUUUUAUUUACGGACUACAGACUUCAGUUUCUGUAAUUUGUUUACUUAUGUGUAGCGAGAAGGUGCGAUGUCCUGCUGUUAAUAUUUUCUAAAGAAUGUCAAUUAACAUCAACAUGGGAUGGGAGUGCAAUCUUUGUUUCUUUUUAUUUUAUAUUGAUGUGCCAUUUCUGCUAAUUCCCCCCUCCCAUUGACCAGAAUUCUGUCGAGGAGUCAGGAUGUUGCAGAAAGGGCAAAACUUAACACAUUUCACUGCAUCCAUCCAUCCAUCCAUCUGUAAUAGUCAUUCAUUGUCAUCCUCAGAUCAACUUGAUGUUUGUAAUUACUUGAAGUCAUUAUUUCUUGCUACUAUUUUUAGUUAGGUCCCUUUGAGCAGGUCUGUAGCAGAUGAAUGUGUAGUUUAGGUAUCUGUCAGUAUGUGAGUAGUAGCAUCAUCUCUUUCUAGGGACUUGCUGUAGAGAACAAGUUUGUAAAAAUUCCAUGUAAAGCAGUGGUUUUAACACGGAAAAAAUGUUGCCGAAAGUAAUCAAAAUUGGAUUUCUUUUUGAUUUGAGGGGGCGAGAAAGACUACUGCUGCCUCAUUUAAAAUAAUAAAUAGAACACAAAACUUUGCACAAUGUUUUCAUUUACAGUGCACUUGUUACCACAUACAUACCUUCAGACGUUGGGAAACUGGGUGUAGUUACGAUGAGAAAAAUAAAUGAUUGUAAGGAGUUGAAA